This is a messenger RNA of Guillardia theta CCMP2712, 381 nucleotides long. RefSeq lists its product as hypothetical. The transcript is spliced from 6 exons. Gene Ontology annotation, molecular function: calcium ion binding. The coding region runs from base 1 to 381 and encodes 126 amino acids. The record is from RefSeq and is a predicted model, not a curated record. NCBI's taxonomy places the organism in Eukaryota, Cryptophyceae, Pyrenomonadales, Geminigeraceae.
AUGAUACGACAAGUGUUCAAACAUCUCGACGCCAACAGCACGGGCUACAUCGACUCGGAGGUCUUCGCUCGCUGGUGGAAGGAUGAAGUCAACCAGAUCUUCACUGGCACGGAGCGGGCCGAGGGUUUCAAGUCCAUGUACCCGGCGGAGGGGAUGGAGGAGAAGCAAGGGAGUGACUUGAGGCUGGUAGAAGCGAAGAUCCAUCCCAGCAUACUCGAGAGUGGCGAAUGGGAUCCAUCCUUCAACCUCUCCGACCAUGGCAUGGUCACUUGCAAGUACUGGCUGCCUCCCUUCGAGCUGGAGAGCAACAGCAGCUUCUCGUCUGCUCUCGAGUAUCGGGCUGCCGUCAACUACUUGCAGGAGGCCGAGCUCCAGCCCUGA